AAAAUGGAUAGAGGCAAUCAGUCUGUGGUGUCAGAAUUUAUACUUUGGGGACUUGCACAGUCACAGAGUGUCCAGGCUUUACUCUUUGUGGUAUUCUUGACACUUUAUCUCUUUAUUGUUUUUGGAAAUACUGUUAUCAUGGUCUUAAUCACCACUGACCGCCAUCUCCAUUCUCCCAUGUAUUUCUUGUUGGCUAACCUGUCCUUUAUUGACACGUGUCUUUCCUCAAACACCACUCCUAAGAUGAUAUCAGACUUUCUCAGAGAAAACAAGACCAUUUCCUUUUCAGGCUGCAUGUCCCAGAUUUUUUUUGCCCAUUGCAUUGCUGGAGGAGAGAUGAUCCUGUUAGUGGCAAUGGCCUAUGACCGGUAUGUGGCCAUCUGCAAGCCACUCCAUUAUUUCACCAUUAUGAACCUGCGAAGAUGCUCUGGACUGGUGUUGGUUUCAUGGACUACUGGUUUUAUUCAUGCCAUGAGUCACCUGUUAGUGAUUGUGGAGUUGCCUUUUUGUGGCCCCAAGGAAAUAGAUAGUUUUUUCUGUGACAUGCCAUUGGUGAUCAAGCUAGCUUGCAUGGAUUCUCAUGAUCUGGAUAUUCUAAUGAAUGCUGACUGUGGAGUUGUAGCUAUAGCCUGUUUCAUUCUCUUGCUCAUUUCCUACACAUAUAUCAUUAUCACUAUUCGCCAGAACUCCAAAGCUGGUGCAUCUAAGGCUCUGUCCACGUGCAGUGCCCACAUCACAGUGGUGAUGAUCUUCUUUGUGCCUUGUCUUUUCAUCUAUGUAUGUCCACUCAAUAUUAUCUGGUUGGAUAAAUUUCUUGCUGUAUUUUACUCUGUUUUUACACCUCUUCUAAACCCAACUAUUUAUACACUGAGAAAUAAAGAGAUAAAAAAUGCUAUGAAAAGGAUCAUAAACAACCACCUUGGUCCCAAAGGAAAUCUCUAA
Messenger RNA from Microtus oregoni (creeping vole), 942 nucleotides. Its product is annotated as olfactory receptor 4K13-like. Gene Ontology annotation, cellular component: membrane. Bases 4 to 942 code for a protein of 312 amino acids. Gene Ontology annotation, molecular function: G protein-coupled receptor activity; olfactory receptor activity. Lineage: Eukaryota; Metazoa; Chordata; Mammalia; Rodentia; Cricetidae. The record is from RefSeq and is a predicted model, not a curated record. Gene Ontology annotation, biological process: G protein-coupled receptor signaling pathway. The transcript has a single exon.